AUGUCGUACCCUCCUCCACUUAACCGCCCGCAGAUUGGCAUCCCACAGUUGCCACCCAGGAUACCCCCGCCUCAGUACGGAGGAUUUGCUCCGACAGUUCCGCCAGGUACUCCUAUGAUCCCUGUUCACAUGGGCGUAGUGGCCCAAGCACCCACAGUUCUGGUCCCAACCACAGUUGCUGUCGCAGCUAAACCCUUAAUGUCAAAUAAGGACCUAGGCAGCAUCAGAGCAAAGGAUGGAGAUGAUAGCGGGGGCCCCACCACCACAGUGUUUGUGGGGAACAUCUCUGAGAAAGCGUCCGACAUGCUAGUCAGACAGCUUCUGGCGAAAUGUGGGAUUGUUCUAAGCUGGAAAAGGGUCCAAGGUGCCUCUGGGAAACUUCAAGCUUUUGGGUUCUGCGAAUAUAAGGAGCCUGAAUCCACUCUGCGAGCUCUCAGACUUCUUCACGAACUACUCUUGGGUGAUAAGAAGCUGUUAGUGAAGGUAGAUGCCAAAACCAAGGCUCAGCUGGAGGAGUGGAAGGCUAAGAAGAGAAGUGCCAAUGGGGGAGCCCCGGAUGGAUCAAAAAACGAGGAUGAAGAGGAAGAGGAGGUUCUUGACGAAGAAACCCUGCGUCGGGAUCAGGUUGUCAAAGGGGCGAUAGAUGUCCUCAUUCGAGAGUACUCGAGCGAGCUCAACGCUCCUUCACAGGAUCCUGACAGUCAGCCUCGUAACAAGAAGCGCAAAGAGAAGAAAGAGGAGGAGGAUAUCAAUGCCAUGGAGAUGGAGGACGACAAGAGGGACCUGAUUUCCAGAGAGAUCAGUAAAUUCAGGGACACUCACAAGAAACUGGAGGAGGAGAAAGGAAAGAAAGAAAAGGAGAGACUGGAGCUCGAGAAAGAAAGGAGGGAGAGGGACAAGGAGCGCGAGCGGGAGAGGGAGCGCCGCGACCGGGAGAAAGAGAAGGAGAGGGAGCGAGAGAGGGACAAGGAGCGGGAGAGAGACCGGGACCGCGAACGGGAGAGGGAGAGGGAGAGAGAGCGCGAGAGGACGAAGGAGCGGGAGAGGGAGAGGGAGCGGGAGAGGAGUCGAGAUGCCAGCGAAGCUCGCAGCAAGUCCAGAGAGAGGGCCAGAGACGAUAAGAAACGAGACCGCGACGAAGACGAGGAAGAUGUGUAUGAGCGGCGGAGACUGGAAAGGAGGCUGAGAGACAAAGAGGCUGCUUACCAAGAACGGCUGAAAAACUGGGAGGUCCGAGAGAGGAAGAAGUCUCGCGACUAUCACAAAGAGACGGAGAGGGAGGAGGAGAGGCGGCGUGACAUGGUAAAAGAAGCCAAAAGACUGAAAGAAUUCCUUGAGGAUUACGACGAUGACAGGGACGACCCAAAAUACUACAGGUGGGCACCCUGUCUGCAGAGAUGCGGGGCGGCCGCUCCCCCCUCCACUCGCUCACCGUCUCUCCUCCUCAUCCCCAGGGGCAGCUCUUUGCAGAAGCGGCUUCGCGACCGAGAGAAGGAGGUCGAGUUGGAUGAGAGAGACCGGAAGCGAGAAAAGGAGGAGCACGAGGAGAUCAGGCAGAGACUUCUGGCCGAGGGUCACCCCGACCCCGAUGCCGAGCUGCAGCGGAUGGAGGAGGAGGCAGAGCGCAAGCGACAACCGCCUCUGAAGCUCGAACCCGAGGAGGAUGUCAUUCCGGAGAAGACCCAUCGGGAGCGCGAUCGGGAACGGGAUCGAGAGCGGGAUCGGGAGCGCGAUCGAGAACGGGAGCGGGAGAGAGAACGGGAGCGGGAACGGGAGCGCGACCGAGAACGGGAACGGGAGCGCGACCGGGAACGCGAGAGGGAGCGCGAUCGGGAGCGGGAGCGGGAGAAGAGGGCGACGGAGAGGCCCGUGGAGCCCCCGCCCCCGGCCCCCCAACAGCUUUCAGACGACGAUGCCGUGGACGGGGAGGAGGACGACUACCACAACGGGGAGGACUCGCAGGAGGCCAAGCCUCAGCUCAAACCCAUCAUGCGACCCAUCACCACCGCCCCCUCAGUGUCCUCCGCCAGCGGGAACGUCACCCCGAACACACCCAGCAACGAAUCCCCGUGCGGCAUCAUCAUUCCAGGCGAGAACACUCCCGAUCUGCAGCCUUUAGAGGAAAACCGGCGCAAGAUCGGCCUCAGCCUCAAACUGGGUGCCACCAACAGCCCCAGUCAGCUCAUUUCAGCUAAGAGAAAGAAGCUGGCCUCCGCAGACAGCGUUUUUAACAAGUUUGACGACGACGAAGCAGACGAGCAGCCUCGCAAGAGGAAACUGGUCCCACUGGAUUACGGGGACGAUGAUAAGAGCCUGGGGCUCGACGGGGCAGAAAUGUCAGCGACCAAAGGCAACAUCAACACCGAGGAGAAGCGCAGGCACAUCAAGAGCCUGAUAGAGAAGAUCCCCACCGCCAGGCCUGAGCUCUUCUCCUACCCACUGGACUGGACUAUGGUUGAUUCGACUCUGAUGGAUCGCCGCAUUAGGCCAUGGAUCAACAAGAAGAUUAUUGAAUACAUUGGAGAGGAGGAACCAACCCUGGUAGACUUUGUCUGUUCUAAGGUAAUGGCACACAGCACCCCUCAGGGUAUUCUUGAUGAUGUUGCUAUGGUUCUUGAUGAGGAAGCAGAAGUCUUCAUAGUAAAAAUGUGGAGGCUCUUAAUAUACGAAACGGAAGCCAAGAAGAUCGGACUGGUGAAGUAA
Messenger RNA from Menidia menidia (Atlantic silverside), 2703 nucleotides. The record is from the annotation of a GenBank genome assembly. Lineage: Eukaryota; Metazoa; Chordata; Actinopteri; Atheriniformes; Atherinopsidae.